Micropterus dolomieu (smallmouth bass) is the source of this 2923-nucleotide messenger RNA. It is a transcript of the gene prrt2, whose product is annotated as proline-rich transmembrane protein 2. Gene Ontology annotation, cellular component: membrane. The transcript has 5 exons. The coding region runs from base 278 to 949 and encodes 223 amino acids. Lineage: Eukaryota; Metazoa; Chordata; Actinopteri; Centrarchiformes; Centrarchidae. The record is from RefSeq and is a predicted model, not a curated record.
UGGAACAAGGCGCUACAGUCGCUCCUGCAGCCUUCACAUAAAAUAAAGACAUUCUUGGAUUUUAGACAAGUGUGCACGUUUGCAAACACGUCGCGCAUGUAGAGAUGUUCGGUCGCGUGUGAUGCUGAUUUUUACACCUUGAGAAUAACGUUUCCAUGAUGGCAAAGCCAGAGGCGCUCCGACUGUGUUGAGACAGGCGCUGGAUUAAAAAAAGGUGUAACUACAGGCAGCAAACACAGGACUGGACCACACGCAGAGGCUUCAUUUUGAUGUCAGCAUGGCUGUGAACAUGAUGCCAUGUCCCGCCAUUUGGCCAGGGGAGGAACAACCAUCACUGCUGGACCAGGAGGGCGCUCUGUUGAGCCAAGCUCCUGUCUCCGAGCCAUGCCCACCAGUCAGAGGUGAAGAACUCAUCCACAGCAGCGGCAGCCCGGCCAGCACAAGGGCGCCUCGCAGCAAAUCCAAAGGAGAGCUAGUCAUAGUCAUCAACGAGAAGCUCAAGAACAGUAAUGGGAUGCACGCAGCGCCUGCAGAGAACACCUCUCCCGUCAUCUCCUCUCCUCCCAGAAGGCAACACUCCAUCUCUUACCCCCAUCACAGCAAGACCAGGAAGGGGAGCAGAGCGAGUUCCAUCGCCUACACUGCCUUCUCGCCCAGGCCGUCGCUUUCUCGCCACUCCAGCAUUGCUACCAACCCACCUUUGGACCGGACCAAAGUUAAAGACUACCUCUUCCUGUCUGUGCUUGCCUGCUUCUGCCCCGUCUGGCCCAUCAACAUAGUGGGAUUCGUCUACUCUAUCAUGUCCAAGAACAGUCUUGAGCAGGGAAACCUGGAUGGCGCCGUGCGCCUGGGACGUGUUGCCAAGAUGCUCUCGAUGGUGUCACUAGUAGGAGGGACGGUCAUUAUCAUCGCCUGCAUUGUCAACCUGGCCAUAAAUGUGAAAACCUGAGUUUCAUCCCAGGAUGAAACUGGAUAAGGCAACUGACCAUCUGGCCCGCACCUGCACCACCGUCUUUACCGCCUAGUCAUUACCUGGAUGUGUGACAAAUAUGCACCCGAUAUACAGUGCUUACUUGUAUUUCUGUAAUCCAUAUAAAUCCCUCUUGCUAACUGAAGAAAAUAAAAUAUGCAAAUGCUGCUGCUCUGAGUCAGGGUUGGGGGGUUGUCCACCUCAUGAUAGAUGGAGAAGGGAGGAGACAGUCUAAUCAGUCCCUUCGUAUUCUGGUCAACACACUCUUGAAAGACACAAACUCUCCCAGAAUCCCAUCACUUGCAGAACUGAUUCAGACAAGGUGGACUAGAAAAUGGGGAGACCAGUGGAGAUGGUUACAGAACGUAAAACAGGCAGGAUUUCCUCCCAGCAGUCCCAACAAAAUGUCCGCCAAGUCCAUCCUUCACUGCACCGACGACAGGAUGCAUCAGCUUGCCGUUAAACCCCCCCGGAUAUGUGGAGAGGCUCUGGGAUUUGUGUUGCUUUGGAAAUGACAGAGCAGAAAUACAUCCAAUUCCCUCACAGAGAAGAAACAAUUUCAAUCAUAGUAUGCCCGCUAGUUUCAGACUCUCCUCUGCGUGGUUCUCCUGCCAUACAUCUUGUGUUUGAGAGUGAGGGCACUGGUGGUGAAAGAGGAUGAAAAAGAGGCUUACCGAGGACUAGCUAUGGGUGCUAAAAGGGAAGGGAUUAUGGAAAGUCUAUGAAGAAGCCACAGUCAUCACUGCAAGGAAAAAUAUGUGCCAAAAAAAAGUUUCUUGCUAAAGACCCUACUCUGAUCACAGAAUUCCUGUUGUAGAGAGAAACAUCAAAAGUGUUUUUACUCUGCUGCAACUUUACUGUAUAUCCGCUCGACACCACUGACCACUGUGAGCCAGAAAAGGCUUCAUGUUCACACAGAAAAACUGUAGCAAGAUACAUCAAACGUUCAAUUUACAGUGAAGCAAAUUAUACUUUGUCAUCUUCAAACUACCUUUUGAUAAUGUUUGUAAAGCAUUGUUUUGAAACAAAGAUUUCUUAAUGUGAUGCCCUUGAAAGUGCUGUGCUGCAAUUGACAGAUGGUGGUAGUAUUGUGUGCAUAUGGGCAUCUGCUAUUUGGUUAACAAAUUAAAUUGAUUGUCAUUGCAGUCAAAGUUGUGGUUGUAGCCUCAGUCUGGAUCCACAGGUAGACUGUACUUUCAAACCAGACAGAUGGUGGCAUUUUUGUCCCUUGUAAAACCCCUAAAACAGCAAAAACAUGAAUAUUUGUCUGUUUUGUUGUCAUACACAGGAGGAUGCUGUCUUUUGAUAAUUAAUUUGUAAAACACUGGUUCAGGGGAGCAUAGUUUUAUGGGUGAUAUGAAUAGCAGUAGCCUACUGUGGAGAACACAUUUUUAAAUCUGCUUUAUUAUUGUUGUUGUUGUUGUUUUUGUUAUUGUUAUUAUUAUUAUUAUCAUCAGUAUAUCUUGUGUGUAUCCUUACCUUACCUCUAAUCUGUAACUACCUGUGAUUCUCACUGUGAUCUAAAACAACCUGGUUUCAUCAAGAAUGGAUAAAACUCCUUAUAUACUGUAUCCUGGAUUAUGAAUUAUGUACAGAAAGGCCACAGUUUCUCACACCUGCAGACAGUUUUCUGUAAUUAUUAAUUAGGCAUUUUUCCCUCUGUUAGUACUUAAAAUGUAAAUUUAAUUGUAAUCAACAGUUGAUGUAUUCUGCAGAUAUAAAUCUCAAUAUUGUGAUAAUGCUCUAGUCGAUAUGAGUUAGCAUUAAGUAGUUAUGAUCUAACGUAGACACAGAAACCGUCGGCUAGCCUCCUGACAGUCAUUGUAUUACCACCAGGCUUCUAUAAUCUUUGUGGAUGUUGGCAUGUUGUUGAUUUUUAUUCAUGUAUGAUGAUUGAAGUUGAAAAUGACAAAGAUAAGUUGGCACUUGGAAAAUUAUAUUUCUGCAGCACAU